Messenger RNA from Linum trigynum, 225 nucleotides. The record is from the annotation of a GenBank genome assembly. Lineage: Eukaryota; Viridiplantae; Streptophyta; Magnoliopsida; Malpighiales; Linaceae.
AUGGGGUUGGUGAUGGUUAGUACACCGCCUAAUUCUGCUUCUGGAAGGGUGAUUGAUGAAGAAGGGUUCCAGCUUGUUACGAGGAAGGGUAAGGGGAUUGCGUAUGGCACUGCACUUAAAAUUCUUGCUUCUGCUGCUCAGGCAAGGGUCCCUCUUAAUGCUCAAGGUCAGGCUUUGGUUAUAAGGGAUCCCCCUAAGAAGGGGAGGGGAAGAAAGCAUAAAUGA